AUGGAUGCGACCGAAGCGCGAAAAAGACCUCGAUCAGGAUCCGACACAGUCGAAGAACCCAAUCCAGCGAUCCCUGAACCGCAAAGUGAGGAUGAAGACAUUGGCCCCCUACCAGCUCCCGACGAGGGCCCAGCACCAAAAGCGCAUGUCAAGAACAAACGAAGAGUUGCUCAUCAGAACGCUCUUCUACAUCUCAAGCAUCUUCCAUCGGCCGAGCGAUAUCAUCGCAGUUUCAUGCAUCGUGAUGUUGUCUCCUGGGUUACUGUGACUCGGACACACUUCAUCAUCACGGCAUCAGUCGACGGGCAUAUCAAAUUUUGGGGCAAAAAAGGCCCCAAGGAUGGUCCAGGGAUCGAAUUCGUGAAGCAUUACCGAGCCCAUCUUAGCUCAAUUGUAUCUGUAUCAGCUUCGGCCGAUGGCUUGAUGUACGCGAGUGUCUCUGCAGAUGGGCAGGAAGGUAGUGUGAAGAUAUUUGACGUUCAAAAUUUUGAUAUGAUCAACAUGAUGAAAGUCCCUUUUGUACCCAAAGCAUGCUGCUGGGUUCACGCAAUUGGCCAGGCAGCCACACUUCUCGCCGUCUCAGAUGCGAAUACCCCAACAAUAAACAUAUACGAUGGGAGGGGUACGGGUCAGCCGGUUAUGUCUAUCGGGAGUCUGCAUCACUCACCUGUGCAUCUGAUGUCGUUUAACACCGUUUUCGACUGCGUCAUAUCUGUUGAUACGUCGGGUAUGCUGGAGUAUUGGGAACCAAACGAAAGUUUCAGUUUGCCUGAAGGAAUAAAGUGGUCCAUGAAAAGUCAAACAGAUCUUUACCAUUUCAAAAAGUCGAAAUCAGUGCCUACUUCUUUAACUAUAUCACCCAAUGGACUCCAUUUCGCUACAACCACUCUCAAUUCCCAAGACCACAGCAUUUGUGUUUUCAAUUUCUGCACCGGAAAGCUGAUGCGAAAAUAUGACGAAAGUAUCACUGCUAUCAGUGAGAUGCAACAAGCGGGUACCACAGCUUACAGGCUAGAUGAUAUGGAGUUUGGACGUCGGCUUGCGGUUGAAAGAGAACUGGGAAAGACAGCCGAAAGUGGCUUAUCACCUGGUGCCUGCGGCAGUGCUAUAUUUGAUCCAAGUGGCAAUUUUCUGAUGUAUCCAUCUUUACUCGGCAUCAAAAUUGUUGAUAUACAUCUGAAUCAAAUGGCUAGAAUCUUGGGCAAAGACGAAAACCACCGAUUUUUGCAGGUGGCUUUUCUUCCUGGGUUUGAUGGUAACCAAGGAAUUACUACACUCGCUAUGGCAGUGUCAAACAACCCAUUGUUGGCCGACAAAGGUCAAGCUGACCCCAGCUUGUUCUGUACGGCGUUUAAGCGGCCUAGAUUCUAUAUCUUCAAUCAGACAGAACCUGACGAUUCAGGUACCAAAAACGCUGAUCGCGACAUCUUCAACGAGAAACCUACACGAGAGGAGCAAGCAGUCGCAGCCGUUGCACCAGCUUCGAAAGUCCAACUUGGCAGCUCUGCAGUCAUCCAUACAACCCGUGGAGAUAUACAUUGUCGACUUCAUCCAGAGCUUGUUCCCAAGACUGUAGAAAAUUUUGUUGGACAUGCACGAAGCGGAUAUUAUGAUGGAGUCAUCUUUCAUCGUAUCAUCAAGAAAUUUAUGAUCCAAACUGGUGACCCACUAGGAGAUGGUACAGGGGGUGAAUCUAUUUGGGGUGGCAAUUUCGAGGAUGAGAUUGUUCCAAAUUUGAAACAUGACAAACCCUAUUGUCUAAGCAUGGCCAAUGCUGGUCCCGGUACUAAUGGCUCGCAAUUCUUCAUCACGACUGUGCCUACUCCUUGGUUAGAUAACAAACAUACCAUCUUCGGACGUUGCGUUUCUGGGUUUGACGUUAUUCAUGAGAUUGAAAAUGUCAGAUGUGAUAAGACAGAUAAGCCGCUCCCUGAUUACGAGGUAAAAAUCAGCAGCAUAACAGUUGAAUAGAAUCCUCGAGUCACAAAAAUGAAAUUAUCGGAAAUAACUGCUUCAAUCUGUCGUCCUCUCUCGAGCAUCUUCAAUUGGUGGUAUACUUGCAAUAGAAUGAUCAGAGAUCCCCGCUGUUUAUCCCGGAAUUUGUCAUAUAGCAUGAAAUUCUGGAAACAUGCUGCAUUUCUCAUCACGCGCC
This is a messenger RNA of Melampsora larici-populina 98AG31, 2152 nucleotides long. RefSeq lists its product as uncharacterized. Gene Ontology annotation, biological process: protein peptidyl-prolyl isomerization; protein folding. NCBI's taxonomy places the organism in Eukaryota, Fungi, Basidiomycota, Pucciniomycetes, Pucciniales, Melampsoraceae. The record is from RefSeq and is a predicted model, not a curated record. The transcript is spliced from 16 exons. The coding region runs from base 1 to 1971 and encodes 656 amino acids. Gene Ontology annotation, molecular function: protein binding; peptidyl-prolyl cis-trans isomerase activity.